AGGAAGCCUGUGUCCUUUAGGAUCCACCUCCAGACUCAGAGGAGGGAGACAAGUCACAAGUGACACAAGUGACAGUCUUGGCAGUGGGGGUGGUGGUGGGGGGGGCUCCUUUUACUAGCUCAUCGCGCCAUAUGGGUAAAUGAAAUGCUGAGGAUUAGACCCCCCUUCCCUUUCCCGCUUCCUUCCCCUUUAGUGUUCCAGGUGGGAUCGGGUUAUCUUUCUGUGGGGGAAGAAGUGGAUUUUCAGAACUAAUGCCUCAGCCAAAGUGCACCUCACGUGCGUGUGUGCCUUAGGUUUUCCGUUGACAUCUGAAAUAAAGGGCACAGCCUGAAAGACCCAGGGCUGGGUUCCAGCCCCCAAGCCCUGUGGGACAGGAGGAAAAGGCCCCUGAGGCCACAAGGAGGCUACCCUGUGGCGGGUUUGGCAGCCUGAAAGGACUGGACUCCACUUCCCAGCGGGCACCGCGGCACUGUUCACGCCCCCUUCUCUGGUGCGCGGCGUGUAGGUGAUACCGGCCGCGCCUUAGCUCAAGCCCCCCCGCUGCCCAGAGUUGGUAGGCUCCGCCGGCGGGACAGCCGGCUUGUCAGCCCCGGCGGCCGGGCACUUCCAAGCCGCAUGCGGGGGGAGGGAGGUGAGGUGUGUGGAGAGGAUCAGAAACUCUCAGGUGCAGUUUAUCCUGAGAAGUCACUUUCAGAUUAAUCAAUGUUUCGUCGAAACGGGCUCUAUGACCAUGUCGGAUCAAAAUCUGUGUGAGGAGCCCAAACAAAAGGUAUUCCUUCGGGUCCUCCCCUUGCAACUCAGUGGCGCUGGACUGGCCCAGCACGCCAGUCUCGUUCCCACUUCCACACGGAUAGGCGUGUGAGUACCGCCUUUCUCCCCGUCUACUCCACCCUUCAGCGCGCGGCUUGGUGCAGCCCAGUCCCCCCAGGGGUGAAUGGUACGGCCCCGGCCCCCCUCAGCCUCUGGCUUCCGCACCGGUUCGGAGAGGUACGCGCCCCCCGGUGCGGACGCGGAACUGGCGCCUGCUCGGAGUGGCGCCGAGCGCCGGGGCGACUGACGCUCCGCUGCCGGGGGACGUCCGGCCGGGCCUAGCCGGUCCCCCAGGCUCGGAAGCCCCGCCAAUUGCCUACCUCAUUGCUCCAGUUCUCCCUCACGCUGGACCAGUCCGUGCUGAUGAGCUUGCAAGGUCCUCUACUGGGAACAAGGGGAGCAGUACUUUGAAGAUUCAAGAGACUUGGACUUUCAGAUAAUAUCAGAAUUUCUCCUGGGAACACUGACUCCUUGCUUGAUGCCCUGAAGUUCCUCUGAGAUGAACUGAUGAAUUGGAACCAUGGUGCAAAAGAAGAAGUUCUGUCCUCGGUUACUUGACUAUCUAGUGAUCGUAGGGGCCAGGCACCCAAGCAGUGAUAGUGUGGCCCAGACUCCUGAAUUGCUGCGGCGAUACCCAUUAGAGGAUCACGCUGAGUUUCCCCUGCCCCCAGACGUAGUAUUCUUCUGCCAGCCAGAGGGCUGUCUGAGUGUGCGGCAGCGGCGCAUGAGCCUUCGGGAUGAUACCUCUUUUGUCUUCACCCUCACUGACAAGGACACAGGAGUCACGCGUUACGGCAUCUGUGUUAACUUCUACCGCUCCUUCCAAAAGCGAAUACCUAAGGAAAAGGGGGAAGGUGGGGCAGGGUCCCGUGGGAAGGAAGGAACCCGUGUCACCUGCUCCUCAGAAGAGGUUGGCACUGAGAGCUCAGAGAGUGGCUCGUCCCUGCAGCCUCCCAGUGCUGACUCCACCCCAGAUGUGAACCAGUCUCCUCGGGGCAAACGCCGGGCCAAGGGGGGCAGCCGUUCCCGCAACAGUACUCUGACAUCCCUGUGUGUGCUCAGCCACUACCCUUUCUUCUCCACCUUCCGAGAGUGUCUGUAUACCCUCAAACGUCUGGUGGACUGCUGUAGUGAGCGACUGCUGGGCAAGAAACUGGGCAUCCCUCGAGGCGUACAAAGGGACACCAUGUGGCGGAUCUUUACUGGAUCACUGCUAGUGGAGGAGAAGUCAAGUGCCCUUCUGCAUGACCUUCGAGAGAUUGAGGCCUGGAUCUAUCGAUUACUGCGCUCCCCAGUACCUGUCUCUGGGCAGAAGCGAGUAGACAUUGAGGUCCUACCCCAGGAGCUCCAGCCAUCUCUGACCUUUGCUCUUCCAGACCCCUCUAGAUUCACCCUAGUGGAUUUCCCACUGCACCUUCCCUUGGAACUUCUGGGUGUGGAUGCCUGUCUUCAGGUGCUAACCUGCAUCCUGUUAGAGCACAAGGUGGUACUACAGUCCCGAGACUACAAUGCACUCUCCAUGUCUGUGAUGGCAUUUGUGGCAAUGAUCUACCCUCUGGAAUAUAUGUUUCCUGUCAUCCCACUGCUUCCCACCUGCAUGGCAUCGGCAGAGCAGCUGCUGUUGGCUCCAACCCCGUACAUCAUCGGGGUCCCUGCCAGCUUCUUCCUCUACAAACUGGACUUCAAAAUGCCUGAUGAUGUAUGGCUAGUAGAUCUGGACAGCAAUCGGGUGAUUGCCCCCACCAAUGCAGAAGUGCUACCUAUCCUGCCAGAACCAGAAUCAUUAGAGCUGAAAAAACAUUUAAAGCAGGCCCUAGCAAGCAUGAGUCUCAACACUCAGCCCAUCCUCAAUCUGGAGAAAUUUCAUGAAGGCCAGGAGAUCCCACUUCUGUUGGGAAGGCCUUCUAAUGACCUGCAGUCCACACCUUCCACUGAAUUCAACCCACUUAUCUAUGGCAAUGAUGUGGAUUCUGUGGAUGUUGCAACCAGAGUGGCCAUGGUGCGUUUCUUCAACUCUGCCAACGUGCUGCAGGGCUUUCAGAUGCACACACGUACCCUGCGUCUCUUCCCUCGGCCUGUGGUAGCUUUUCAAGCUGGUUCCUUUCUAGCCUCACGUCCACGGCAGACUCCUUUUGCUGAGAAAUUGGCCAGGACUCAGGCUGUGGAGUACUUUGGGGAAUGGAUCCUUAACCCCACCAACUAUGCCUUUCAGCGAAUUCACAACAAUAUGUUUGAUCCAGCCCUGAUUGGUGACAAGCCAAAGUGGUAUGCUCAUCAGCUGCAGCCCAUCCACUAUCGAGUCUAUGAUAGCAAUUCCCAGCUGGCGGAGGCACUGAAUGUGCCGCCAGAGCGUGACUCUGACUCUGACCCUACUGACGACAGUGGCAGUGAUAGUAUGGAUUAUGAUGACUCGAGCUCUUCUUAUUCCUCUCUUGGUGACUUUGUCAGUGAAAUGAUGAAAUGCGACAUCAAUGGUGAUACUCCCAAUGUGGACCCUCUAACGCAUGCAGCACUGGGGGAUGCCAGCGAAGUGGAGAUUGAUGAGCUUCAGAACCAGAAGGAAGCAGAGGAGCCUGGCCCAGACAGUGAGAACUCUCAGGAAAACCCCCCACAGCGCUCUAGCUCCAGCACCACCGCCAGCAGUAGCCCCAGCACUGUCAUCCAUGGAGCCAACUCUGAACCUGCUGACUCUACAGAGAUGGAUGAUAAGGCAGCUGUAGGCGUCUUCAAGCCCCUCCCUUCUGUGCCUCCCAGCAUUGGCAAAUCGAACGUGGACAGGCGUCAGACAGAAAUUGGAGAGGGGUCAGUGCGCCGGCGAACCUAUGACAAUCCAUACUUCGAGCCCCAAUAUGGCUUUCCCCCUGAGGAAGAUGAUGAUGAGCAGGGGGAAAGUUACACUCCCCGAUUCAGCCAACAUGUCAAUGGCAAUCGGGCUCAAAAGCUGCUGCGGCCCAACAGCUUGAAACUGGCAAGUGAUUCAGACGCAGAGUCAGACUCUCGGGCAAGCUCUCCCACCUCCACCGUCUCCAACACCAGCACCGAGGGCUUCGGGGGCAUCAUGUCUUUUGCCAGCAGCCUGUAUCGGAACCACAGUACAAGCUUCAGUCUUUCAAACCUUACACUGCCCACCAAAGGUGCCCGAGAGAAGACCACACCCUUCCCCAGUCUGAAAGUAUUUGGGCUAAAUACUCUAAUGGAGAUUGUUACUGAAGCCGGCCCCGGGAGUGGUGAAGGAAACAGGAGGGCCUUAGUGGAUCAGAAGUCAUCUGUCAUUAAACACAGCCCAACAGUGAAACGAGAACCUCCAUCACCCCAGGGUCGAUCCAGCAAUUCUAGUGAGAACCAGCAGUUCCUGAAGGAGGUGGUGCACAGCGUGCUGGAUGGCCAGGGAGUUGGCUGGCUCAACAUGAAAAAGGUGCGCCGGCUGCUGGAGAGCGAGCAGCUACGAGUCUUCGUCCUGAGCAAGCUGAACCGCACAGUGCAGUCAGAGGACGAUGCCCGGCAGGACAUCAUCCCGGAUGUGGAGAUCAGUCGAAAGGUGUACAAGGGAAUGUUAGAUCUCCUCAAGUGCACAGUCCUCAGUCUGGAGCAGUCCUAUGCCCAUGCAGGUCUGGGUGGCAUGGCCAGCAUCUUUGGGCUUCUGGAGAUCGCCCAGACCCACUACUAUAGCAAAGAACCAGAUAAGCGAAAGAGAAGUCCAACAGAAAGUAUAAGUACCCCAGUUGGCAAGGAUCCUGGCCUGGCUGGGCGGGGGGACCCAAAGGCUAUGGCACAGCUAAGAGUUCCCCAGCUGGGACCUCGGGCAUCAAGUGCCACAGGAAAAGGUCCCAAGGAACCAGACACCAGAAGUUUAAAGGAAGAGAAUUUUGUAGCAUCUAUUGAAUUGUGGAACAAGCACCAGGAAGUGAAAAAGCAAAAAGCUUUGGAAAAACAGAGGCCUGAAGUACUCAAACCUGUCUUUGACCUUGGUGAGACAGAAGAGAAAAAGUCCCAGAUCAGCGCAGACAGUGGUGUGAGCCUGACAUCUAGUUCCCAGAGGACCGAUCAAGACUCUGUCCUUGGUGUGAGUCCAGCUGUUAUGAUCCGCAGCUCAAGUCAGGAUUCUGAAGUUAGCACCGUGGUGAGUAAUAGUUCUGGAGAGACCCUUGGAGCAGACAGUGACCUGAGUAGCAAUGCAGGUGAUGGACCAGGUGGCGAGGGCGGUGCCCACUUGGCAGGCUCUCGGGGCACUUUGUCUGAUAGUGAAAUUGAGACCAACUCUGCCACAAGCACCAUCUUUGGUAAAGCCCACAGCUUGAAGCCAAGCGUAAAGGAGAAGCUGGCAGGCAGCCCAAUUCGCUCUUCUGAAGAUGUGAGCCAGCGAGUCUACCUCUAUGAGGGACUCCUAGGAAGGGACAAAGGAUCGAUGUGGGACCAGUUAGAGGAUGCUGCUAUGGAGACCUUUUCUAUAAGCAAAGAGCGUUCUACUUUAUGGGACCAAAUGCAGUUCUGGGAAGAUGCGUUCUUAGAUGCUGUUAUGUUGGAGAGAGAAGGGAUGGGUAUGGACCAGGGUCCCCAGGAAAUGAUCGACAGAUAUCUAUCUCUUGGAGAACAUGAUCGGAAGCGCCUAGAGGAUGAUGAAGAUCGCUUGCUGGCCACGCUUUUGCACAACCUUAUCUCCUACAUGCUGCUGAUGAAGGUAAAUAAGAAUGACAUCCGAAAGAAAGUGAGGCGCCUAAUGGGAAAGUCCCAUAUUGGGCUUGUGUACAGCCAGCAAAUCAAUGAGGUGCUUGAUCAGCUGGCGAACCUGAAUGGACGUGAUCUCUCUAUCCGGUCCAGCGGCAGCCGGCACAUGAAGAAGCAGACGUUUGUGGUACAUGCAGGGACGGACACAAAUGGAGAUAUCUUUUUCAUGGAGGUGUGUGAUGACUGUGUGGUGUUACGCAGUAACAUCGGGACGGUGUAUGAGCGCUGGUGGUAUGAGAAGCUCAUCAACAUGACCUACUGUCCCAAGACCAAGGUGUUGUGCUUGUGGCGUAGAAAUGGCUCUGAGACCCAGCUCAACAAGUUCUAUACGAAAAAGUGUCGGGAGCUGUACUACUGCGUAAAGGACAGCAUGGAGCGUGCUGCUGCCCGACAGCAAAGCAUCAAACCCGGACCAGAACUGGGUGGCGAGUUCCCUGUGCAGGACAUGAAGACUGGGGAGGGUGGCUUGCUGCAGGUCACCCUGGAAGGGAUCAAUCUCAAGUUCAUGCACAACCAGGAGCGGAAGGUUUUCAUAGAGCUGAAUCACAUUAAAAAGUGCAAUACAGUUCGAGGCGUCUUUGUCCUGGAGGAAUUUGUUCCUGAAAUUAAAGAAGUGGUGAGCCACAAGUACAAGACACCAAUGGCCCAUGAGAUCUGCUACUCUGUGUUGUGUCUCUUCUCGUAUGUGGCUGCAGUGCGUAGCAGCGAGGAAGAUCUCAGAACCCCACCCCGGCCUGUCUCUAGCUGAUGGAGAGGGGUUAAGCAGCUGCCCCCGUGCAGGGGACGCCUCUUGCCUCUUGCUGUUCCCAAGUACACGAUGCUGCUGUGACUGAGGCAUGGAUGAUGCGUGUAUGUUCUCUGCAAGCCCCUCGCCGUGGCUAAGUUGGUUACCAGUUAUGCGUCUCUGAGUGUGUCUUCGAGCAUGUCUGUCACAGGGCUAAGCUAGACCCUUCCACCUCCUCCCUCUCCACUCCCAGAAGACCAAACUACUAUCCCCUCAGGGCUUAAGUGUGUGAGUGUGUGUGUCUGUGUCUGUCGGGCCAGUGUGAGCCCACUACUGUGUGUCCUUGAGACAUUCGUGUUGUGGUUCCUUGUCCUUGGCGUCAUAACCUUCCAGUGCAGGAAUCUGGCUCCGCAUCCUCUGUGAUCCGGUAGGACUGGGCACCUGGAGAAUUCCACUCUGUGUGGGCGAGGGGAACUUGGGGCCUGCCUCCCGGACGAGGGGCAGGCACAGAGGGGAAGGAAGAGAUGGGGGCAGCUGGAGGGAGUGGCAGCCUCCCUGCUUCCUUACGCAUUUCUCAGGCUGGCAGCUACUGCUUUGCUGCUACCUGCCAUGGCCUCCUUCACUGCAGCAGAGCAGCGAUUUCCCUGUGGCCUGCCGUGCCUUCAGCAUGAGAGGACAGAGUCGUCAGGGCUAGUAGAGUCCCAGGGACCGCCGGCUGCUCUGCCCAAGCAUCAGGGAAGGGUGGGAAAAGCCCAAGUUCAGUACACAUAGCUGGUCUGCAGGCAGUACCUCCCGGCACUGGGUGCCAGAAGGGAAAGACGGCCUGGGGGUGGGCAAGAGAUGACUGUAAAUAUUUCAGCUCCUCAUUAUUUAUAGAAAAUGUACAGCUGUGUGAAUGUGAAAUAAAUGUCCUUGACUCCCCUUGG
Messenger RNA from Microcebus murinus (gray mouse lemur), 7185 nucleotides. NCBI's taxonomy places the organism in Eukaryota, Metazoa, Chordata, Mammalia, Primates, Cheirogaleidae. The record is from RefSeq and is a predicted model, not a curated record.